Messenger RNA from Aspergillus fijiensis CBS 313.89, 905 nucleotides. Its product is annotated as NAD(P)-binding protein. The record is from RefSeq and is a predicted model, not a curated record. The coding region runs from base 36 to 905 and encodes 289 amino acids. Lineage: Eukaryota; Fungi; Ascomycota; Eurotiomycetes; Eurotiales; Aspergillaceae. The transcript has 2 exons.
GCUUGAUAUAGAUCGCCUGGAAAGCAAAUCCAGCUAUGCACACCAUCCUCAGUUUGUUUCUGACCUCGCUUUUGGUGACUAUCGCUCAGUCAACCACACCCACCCUUGCUGGAGACCUUGACAUCAUCGAACGAGAUGUGGCCAUCAUCGGCGGAGGAGCAGGAGGCACAUACUGCGCCAUCAGCCUCCAAGACCAAGGCAAGUCCGUCAUCGUGAUCGAGAAGGAACACCGACUCGGGGGCCACGUCGAGACCUACGUGGAUCCCGGGACAGGCAUUGCAAUGGACUAUGGAGUCGCACUCUUCGAGAACACCUCCGUGAAACUCCUGAUCGCCAUCCCCCCCAACCCCUCCCUCCUCUACCCCUGGCUCCGCCUCACCCCGACCAAACACUCCCUCUUCACCCGAUACAUCAGCACAGGCCUGUACGUGGGCCUCGUCAACGGCACGCGCCUCCCGCCCACCGCGGGCAUCCUCAACCUCGCCCCCAACCACACCAUGUACUCCUUCCCCUACCUGCCGGACACGUACAGCCUGAUCCCCGCCCGCUUGCCCGGGUUGAAGCUCGCCACCUACGGCAGUCUGCAGACCACCGACCCGUUCCCGAUCAGCGAGGCAGCCGUCCGCCACCACAUGCUGGACGAUAUCCGGCGGAUCCACCGGGAGAACCCGGACCGGUUCCCGGGGACGAGCGAGCCGGCGUUCGUGGCCUUCGCGGCCCAUGCGCCGUAUAACCUGCAGGUGUCGGGGGAGGACAUCAAGAAUGGGUUCUAUGAGGGGCUGUAUGCGCUGCAGGGCGAGAUGAAUACGUUUUGGACCGGGUCGGCGUGGGCGGCGGAUAUUAGUGGUGAUAUUUGGAAGGUUUCGAGGGGGGUGGUCUUGCCGAUGCUGGUGGGGGAGUUGUGA